AUCAUCAACGCAGCAUGCUGUGAGUAUAUGUGUGUCUGUGUACAGACAGAUCUGUGCAGUGCGAACCGAGAGACCCCUCCAGUUCACAUUAACUCAGUGUUUUGGAGUGCUCACCACUGCUGUGAGAAGCAUGAAAACAGGAAUUCAGCAGCUCACUAUCGAGUGAGAGGAAGGUGCGCAGCAACGAGCUGAACCCUGAGGGCCAUCAGUAGAGAACAAUGUGUAGCUCUCUGAGCCCAAAACAGCCCUGUGGCCCCGGGCUGACUGACAUGCAACAGUACCACCAGUGGCUCUCCAGUCGACAUGAAGCCAGCCUACUGCCCAUGAAGGAAGACCUAGCCCUUUGGCUUUCUAAUAUUCUCGGUCUGGAAAUCACCGCUGAGAGCUUCAUGGAUCGGUUAGACAAUGGCUUCCUGUUGUGCCAGCUGGCUGAGACGCUACAGGAGAAGUUCAGGCAAAGUAAUGGAGACCUGCUUGCCCUUGGCAACAGCAAGAGGAAAAUUCCAACUCGGAGGAUACCCUGUCGGCAGAGUGCUCCCUCUGGCUCUUUCUUUGCACGGGACAACACAGCCAACUUCCUGGCCUGGUGCCGUGAGGUUGGAGUCGGAGAAACAUGUCUCUUUGAGUCAGAAGAUUUAGUUCUUCAUAAGCAGCCGCGAGAGGUGUGCCUCUGUCUUUUAGAGUUAGGCCGGAUAGCAUCACGGUACAAUGUGGAGCCUCCUGGUCUUAUAAAACUUGAGAAGGAGAUUGAACAAGAAGAAAGUGUGGCACCUCUACCUCCUCUAUCAACUUCACCCUCAGCUCAGCCCCUCCCUUCAUCUCCCUCUUCAUCUCCUACCCCAUCUGCACCUCCAUCUCCUACCCCAUCUCCAUCCCCAUCCCCAACUCCAACCAAAGUGACUUCAAGCAAAAAAAGUACUGGGAAGCUGUUGGAUGAUGCUGUAAGACGUAUCGCUGAUGAGCCACCCUGCAGGUGUGUAAAUAAGUUCUGUGUGGAGAGACAGUCACAGGGUCGCUACAGAGUUGGGGAGAAGAUGCUCUUUAUACGGAUGCUGCACAACAAGCAUGUGAUGGUGCGGGUUGGUGGAGGCUGGGAGACUUUCGAGAGCUACUUGCUGAAACAUGACCCCUGUCGCAUGCUACAAAUUUCCAGAGUGGAUGCAAAGGCAUCCCCCAUCAACACCAAGUCCACCAACAUCAAAGACCUUACACCUGACAGCUACUUAGUGGUGGCAGCCCACUACCGCAGCAAGAAGUGAACAUAAUAAUAAUAAUAAUGUGCCAUUCUUUAAAGGACACAUUGGAUGAUUUGUAUUGUUAAUCUCUUCCAUAACUUGGGGGCAUGGCCAUGCAACAUAUCUUUUUUUUAGAGUGGACGGUUGUGGUGAUGGGAGGGGGGGGGGGCACAAAGGGAAAUCAUGGGUGUUUGUGAUUGAACUGAUGCUUUGUUUUAAUCAUCUGUCAUUUGUCAUCUUAUUGACUUUGGUAUGGUUUAGUUUUAAAUUACUGAAACCAGCUUUGAAAAAUGCGCUGAGCUUUACAGUAUAAUGCAGUAAAGGGUACAAAAGAAGUUGUAGAUUUUUCUGAGAUUUAUUUUUAAACAUUAAUUGUACUUGAAGUAGAGCAGUACUUAAAGUAGCAGUAUCUAGAGGCUUUUGUGUGUUUGUACCUGUUGGAAAGAAAACUUUGUUGAAAAGAAAUAAGGAGAUUUCAGCACUUUUUGAAGCCAAUUUUUUUUGUGUAUACUAGUGGGUAUUUUCUAAGGCAAUGUAUUGUGCCCUACUGUCCCUCCCCAUCCUUCAUUCUUUUAUUUUUUUCUUUCUUGAGCUGCCAUUAUCCUGCUUUUGAUAUUUCUUUAGAGGUAGCCAAAGCCUUUUUACUUGUUUGCAUCCUGUUUUUUAAACACUGCCAAAUCUCCCAUUGUGUAACAUUAAUUGUAAAAUGUUCAAGUUUUUUUGCUUUUUGCAUUUGACCAAAAAAUGAAGCAACUGUCAUAUUCAUCUCUGUACAAUGUAGUUUUAUAUUAUCCAUUAUCAGAAUAAUUUCUGUACUUGAUGGCAAAACUGAAAAGCCUUCAGCAGAUUUACUCAAGGUUCUCAUGCAGUUUGUUAGAUGUUACUGACCUCUAGAGGCAAUGCAGCCAUUUUGGUAUACGAACAAGUGUCUUGAGUGCUUAUAAAUAAGAUAUAAUUGCCUCCAUUAGUCUAUUCUUGACUUUAUUCCUGAAAUAUCAAGUCAUGCCCCUUGUUACUGUAGGACAAAUAACGCCUUCUUUGUCUCUGAACAUCUUAACUAUGUCUGUUUUGCUUUUUUUUUUAACAAAAUAAUUACUUAAAAAGGGAAAUUUGCUUUAAAUAAGAAAAAAAAAACUGUAAUGUCCAGUAUUGUUCAUGAGUUGUAGACUCAAAGUUGGUAGUAAACAUUACUGUCACUCAUUGCAAUGUAAAACCAUAAUUCAACAAUGAGAAAUACACACAAAAGUAGCAGAAAUGUGAUUCAUUUAUUGUAGCAAAUACCAUUGGCCAGAUAUUCUGUUCUACAAAAUGGCAAGAGCACCAGAAGCAUUCAAGGAUCAAGAGAAGGCUGUAAGAAAUGCAUUUAAUAGAGCAUAUCAAAGUACAUAUUUCACCACAUUUUCUUCCAGUUCCUCAUUUCUUCUUUAAUUUCCAUUCCACUGAGAUGAACAAAAAUCUCCAAACAAAAAAGUGGAAGAAAGAAUAUUUGCUUUUCACCACAUACUAACAAACCAUGGUGCAAAGAGGCAUCUAGCAAAAAAUGACUUCUGGCAAUUCCCAUUUAAAUAUCUUUAUCCCAUUUUACAUCUCAUUUAAAUUAAUCAGCAAUCAUAUUAGUGUUAUGCACACAUUAUAAUUUAAAUCAAUAAACUCAAGUUAUGCAUAUGUACAU
This is a messenger RNA of Melanotaenia boesemani (Boeseman's rainbowfish), 2907 nucleotides long. RefSeq names its product growth arrest-specific protein 2 (gene gas2a). The transcript has 8 exons. Gene Ontology annotation, cellular component: actin filament. Gene Ontology annotation, biological process: actin crosslink formation. The coding region runs from base 219 to 1259 and encodes 346 amino acids. The record is from RefSeq and is a predicted model, not a curated record. Gene Ontology annotation, molecular function: microtubule binding; cytoskeletal adaptor activity; actin filament binding. Lineage: Eukaryota; Metazoa; Chordata; Actinopteri; Atheriniformes; Melanotaeniidae.